AAUCUGUACAACUCCCUCCUCGCAAAAAUGAAUCUGUACAACUCCCUCCUCCAAAAAAAGAUCCUCCUCCUCAAAAAGUACAUGGACAGCAAUAUGUUUCUACACCACUCAUUCAGAUCGAUGAUGCAGAGCAGGACACUUCACGUAUCAACAAUCUUUUAGAUUUUAGUGCACCUUCUCCUACUAAAGAGUUUUCUGAUGAUUCUAGCACUACCAAUAAUUCAAAUGAAAGCGACGAUUCUGACUCAGAAUAUUUUGAUAUUCAAAAUAUUGAUGCAAAUAAAAAUUCUAAUUUUAGCGCACCUUCAAAUGAAAACGACGAUUCUAUCUACGAAUCUAUUGACAUUCAAAAUAGUGGUGCAAAUAAAAAUUCGAAUUUUAGCGCACCUUCAAAUGAAAACGACGAUUCUGUUUCAGAAUCUAUUGACAUUCGAAAUAGUGGUGCAAAUAAAAAUUCCAAUUUAGGUAGUUCUAAUACUAUCAAUAUUUCAAAUGAAAAUGACGAUUCUGCCUCAAAAUAUUUCAAUAUUCGAAGUACUGGAGCAGCUAAAAAUUCUAAUUUAGGUAGUUCUAAUACUAUCAAUAUUUCAAAUGAAAACGACAAUUGGGCCUCAGAAUAUAUCAAGAUUCGAAGGAAUGGUGCAACUAAAAAUUCAAAUUUAGGUAGUUCUACUU
Racocetra persica is the source of this 675-nucleotide messenger RNA. Lineage: Eukaryota; Fungi; Glomeromycota; Glomeromycetes; Diversisporales; Gigasporaceae. The record is from the annotation of a GenBank genome assembly.